This is a messenger RNA of Hemicordylus capensis (graceful crag lizard), 2878 nucleotides long. Its product is annotated as RNA-binding protein 4-like. Bases 987 to 1961 code for a protein of 324 amino acids. The transcript is spliced from 2 exons. NCBI's taxonomy places the organism in Eukaryota, Metazoa, Chordata, Lepidosauria, Squamata, Cordylidae. The record is from RefSeq and is a predicted model, not a curated record. Gene Ontology annotation, molecular function: mRNA binding. Gene Ontology annotation, cellular component: cytosol.
GCAUGCCAGCCAGGCUCUCCCGCUGAGCCAGGGCCCCGAUCCCUCUGGGAGCCGGGUCUGUGGGUGGAAACAGUGACAGAGGCCGGGUGAAUUGUACAGGUCUCUCUCUCUCCAGCUCAGGAGGAAGUGGCUGUGUUCAUUUUCUAUCCAGAGGGGGGAGCGUCCGUGGGGUGGGGUGUUGGGCCUGUGGCUGCCUCCCACCCCAAGAGGCUUGCGGCCGCGGUGGGGUUUUUUGCUCCCGUACGGGGCCAGCCUGGGGGCGGCCUUGCUUUGCACCCCAGCGGGGGUCCCGGGGCUGGAGAGCGGCUCCCCCCAGUGGGGGCCUCGCCUUCCUCCGGCUGCUGUGGGAGGGGGUCACCUAGUCACGGCCGCCCUUCCUCUUCGCAGCCCGGGCAGGAUCUUGCCCCAGGGGCCAGGCAGGAGGAGACCCUGCCCGGCCAGUCUCGCUGCCAGGGAGGGAGUGGGCUAGGAGGCAGGCAGUGCGGCUCUUCCCAGAGCGGCCCUCCCCCUUCUAGCGCUCACACACGCAGGCGCCCCUUCCAGGGCCAACCGUGGCCGGGGAGGGGGGCAUCCCUGCCUGCCUGCCUGCUGCUGCUGCUGCCUCAAGAAGUCCGACUCUCCUCCCUCCUCGCUUCGCGGAGCUGCACUCGCGCAGGCAGCGGCGGCCAACCCCCCGCCCCAUGAGGGCACCGGCUUCUCCCCCUCGCGGCCAGACCCCGCCGGGCUGCUUUGGUGGGGGGCGGAGCGGGGGGGCACGGCCCCACCGCCCCUCCCCCUCGUCACAUGACCCAGACGGGCAACAUGGCGCAGGCCUAGGCGGCUUCAGCCUUGCAGGAGGCGGAGGAGGGUCCGCGGCGGCGGGCGGGAGCGCAAAGGAGGCGCAGCCGGAGCAGCCCGGGCCGGUGAGCAACAGCCGCAGCCGGGCGCGGGGCGCAGCGCGAUCCAGCCCCCAGCAGUGAUUCCCGGUGGGGGCCCCCAGCAUCGCCAUGGUGAAGAUCUUUGUGGGGGGGCUGUCUCCGGUGGUCACCGCCGAGGAGCUGCGGAAGCUCUUUGAGCAGUACGGGCAGGUGAACGAGUGCGACAUCCUGAAGAACUUUGCCUUUGUCCACAUGGAGAAGGAGGACGAGGCCCACCAGGCCAUCAGCGCCCUCCACAAGAGCGAGUUCUACGGGGCCCACCUGACGGUGGAGUAUGCCACCUCCAAGAUCCGCAACGCCACCAAGAUCUACGUGGGCAACGUCUCCGCCAAGGCCACCACCUCCCAGGUUCGGCAGCUCUUUGAGCGGUUCGGCAAGGUGGUGGAGUGCGACAUCGUCAAGAACUACGCUUUCGUCCACAUGGCCAAGGAGCGGGAGGCCAUGGAUGCCAUCCUCCACCUCAACGACACCCCGCUGGAGGACCAGAAGAUCUUCGUCACCCUCUCCAAGAGCAACAGCUCCCUCCGGGCUGCCAAAGCCGCCGCUGCUGCUGCCGCUGCCGCCACUGUGCCCACCCCGGCCCCCAGCUACUACUUCUCCAGGGGGCGGGUCCCCCCUCCGGCCCCCACCUACAGCCCCUAUUGCCCCAGGGCGUGGUACGACAGGGAAUAUUGCGGCCGCUACUCCUACGAGCUCUACGACCGGGCCCGAGCGGCCUACGACCGGGCCUUGCCGCCCCCACCCCCCCCGCCCCCGGCUGCCUACAGGGAACGGAGCCCCAUGGGCAGGCGGACCGCCACGUCCACCGCUGUCGUGGCCCAGUACCCUGACCCGUACACGGCGGCAGCGGCAGCGGCCGCUGCGGCUGCCACUGCCGCUGCCAACCAGACGUACAGCCAAGCCUACAGCCAGCCUGGGUACGCGGCCGCCGCGGCUGCAGCCGCCACCUACUCCCAGUACAGCAUAGGCACCGCCUACAACGUGGCGGAGUACUACGAGCGCUACGCCAGCGCCUAUGCGGCCCAGUACGCCCAGACGUUCUGAGCCCGGUGGGUGCGCCAGCCAGUCGUAAGUGGGGCUCGGGUGGUGGCUUGCCGGGCGGGGCGACGGGCUCCAUGAGUGCUGGAGGAGGAGCUGGCAUGAGGGUCCCGGGGCAGGAGUGCUUCAGCCACCCAGUGCAGCUCCGCUUGGGCCUGCGGAUGGAGAGCAGGGAGAGGUGCAUGGAUCCCGAGCUGCAGCGACUGUGUGUGUGUGUGUGUGUGUGUGUGUGUGUGUGUGUGUGUGUGCGCGCGCGCGCGCGCAUGUGUGUGUGGCCGCCCAGUGUGUCCCUGUAAUCUGUGCCCCUCUGUGGUGUAGGUUUCUUUGCAGGCUCCAGCGUGUGUGCUUGUGCGAGGCCGCGCCAGAGUGGUGGCUGCGAAGCCCCCUCGGGGAGCACCCUCGACGCGGCGCUGACCUUUUGCUCCAAACCUCCAUCCCAGGUUGGUGAUGCUGCAUUUUGGUUCUGCCCUCCUCCUUCCCCCCUCUCCCCUCUUUCCUGUUUGGUUUGGUUUCCAUCCGGUCGCCCCGUAAACCCGCCUUCGGAGAGCGGCCGCUGCCUCACCGACCCGUGAUGAGCUGAAGAUCCGUUGCUCGUCGACCCGCGCCCGGUUGGUGUGGGGCUCCUUUCCGGACUCUUUCCUCCGGCCCCACAGCCGCGGGGGUUUGCCGCCUCUCUGCCCCCUCUGCCGGCGCGUUCCUUGCUUGCUCCUCCUCCGUGCCGCACACGAAGCUCCGAGUCCUGCGGGCCGCCCGGAACGACGCCAGGAGCUCCGUAGCCGGGGAAGCUUCUUUUGCUUUGCUGUCUUCCUGGGGACACCUUUGGCUUUCCCCUCGUCCAUCUGGUUCACGGACUCUGUGGGUGUUGCCGCAAGCUGUCUGCUUUUUAUUUGGAAGAUGUCAAUGAUUAAAUGGCUUUUACAGAA